AAUUAUAUACAUGUACGCUUAAUAUCUAAAAUAUACAUGUAGCCAUAAAAGGAAGAAUUCACGUACGUGCAGUUAUUUUUAUCUUCGAAGAAUUUCACAUCCUGACGUCAAAUGAAUUUCACAGGGAAAUCAUUCAUCGAAUAAAAAAUUAACAAUAUCUAUGGAUUCCGGAUGAAUUGUUAGAUAAAGCCAUGUAGUAAAUUUUUAGUUAUUUAACAAAUUUAUUCAAAGUACUGUUGUUUUAUCUGUGUAAUCAUGUCGACUUCAAAACCUGCGUCUGCAGCUAUUGAAGAAAUGCACGCCUGCAACUCGUCUUCAGAACUUUUACCAAAAAGAGUGCGCAAUCGCAAUUCAAGCUGUGCUACAGAGUUGUCGGUUCUAACGAACGAACUCCUGGCCAAAGACUUAUACGCAUCCAACGCCAGACUUAAAAUCCAAUUCUAUUUUUUGCUGUUUGUGAACAUUGCCCUGAUGGCAACAGUUGGUGGAUUGGUUUACGCUCAAUUUUUGAGCAAAAUGGACUCGAGUGAUCAGACGCCUUCAAAAGGAAUUAUUCAGACAGAAGAAGGUGAAAGUUCGCCAAAAGGUGGGGAGACAGAAAAACUGUAUAGGGCCGAAGUGUCCCCGGGAUUCGAUGGAGGAAUUAACUGCGCUACUCUGAGAUAUAAACUUCGUGCUGAAGUUUCGAAAUCCCGAGUUACCUGUACAUUUAACGACUUGAUUGAUGCACUGAUUAAGUACGUCAGACCCAGGGAAUACUCUGAAGUGAUUCAUUUGGUUGGUGGAAAACCCGAAAACGAAAGGAAUGAGCAUUAUGAAUAUACGAUCUCUGAUUGGAAAAGAGACAAUGAUACAAACUCUUCCGUGAAAUACCACAUGACCAACUCGUCUAUUAGAAUUCCGUCCGACGGGUUCUAUUUCUUAUAUUGCCGUUUAUCAUUUUCAUCCGACAACGGCGAAAGCAAGCGAUCGAGACGAACUACCAUAAAGCACUCCAUAAGAAUCAAACCAAUCAAUCAAAGAUUUCAGAAGUUCGUCACUGUUACCACCCCGAUGACUGAUAUGAUCGAUUCCAGUGGCAACAGUUACAUACAGAGGGUGGCCAAGUUUAGGAAAGGAGAGGAGUUGAAAGUGACGGUCUCAAGGGCGGGAAAGCUGCAAUAUGACGCGAGUGACGUCACUGGGAAUUAUUUUGGAAUGUUCAAAUUGUAAUUCUUGAUCUCAAAACUUUUUGUUUUAUUGUUUUUUAUUUGUCAUUAUGUAUAUGUUUAUGUUGUUUACAAAUAUAGAAAUAAACAGAAAUUAUUUACAUACAAUGUAU
Magallana angulata is the source of this 1321-nucleotide messenger RNA. RefSeq lists its product as uncharacterized. Gene Ontology annotation, cellular component: membrane. The transcript has 4 exons. The coding region runs from base 256 to 1212 and encodes 318 amino acids. NCBI's taxonomy places the organism in Eukaryota, Metazoa, Mollusca, Bivalvia, Ostreida, Ostreidae. Gene Ontology annotation, biological process: immune response. Gene Ontology annotation, molecular function: tumor necrosis factor receptor binding. The record is from RefSeq and is a predicted model, not a curated record.